Messenger RNA from Nerophis ophidion (straightnose pipefish), 3622 nucleotides. It is a transcript of the gene clint1a, whose product is annotated as clathrin interactor 1a. The record is from RefSeq and is a predicted model, not a curated record. The transcript is spliced from 12 exons. Gene Ontology annotation, molecular function: phospholipid binding; clathrin binding. The coding region runs from base 127 to 2028 and encodes 633 amino acids. Gene Ontology annotation, cellular component: plasma membrane; clathrin vesicle coat; endosome. NCBI's taxonomy places the organism in Eukaryota, Metazoa, Chordata, Actinopteri, Syngnathiformes, Syngnathidae. Gene Ontology annotation, biological process: endocytosis.
CCUGAGUUUGCGCCUCCUGUGGGGAAAGAAAGAGAGGUGGAACCACUAACCACUCGUUACUUUCCCCACGUCAGCGCCAGGUUUGCUGUCGGUGUUGGGCUGGCGAAAAGCUUUCCUUCUCACAAGAUGCUGAACAUGUGGAAGGUUCGGGAGUUCGUCGACAAAGCUACCAAUGUGGUGAUGAAUUACUCUGAGGUGGAGUCCAAAGUCAGAGAAGCUACCAAUGAUGACCCUUGGGGGCCAUCAGGACAACAGAUGAGUGACAUUUCAAGAGCAACCUUUAUGUAUGAGCAGUUCCCAGAGGUGAUGAACAUGCUGUGGACCCGCAUGCUGAGAGACAACAAGAAAAACUGGAGGAGAGUCUAUAAGUCCCUACUACUGCUUGCUCAUCUAAUCAGGAAUGGAUCAGAGCGGGUUGUCACUAGUACCAGAGAACAUCUUUAUGAUCUGAGAUCAUUAGAAAGCUACCACUUUGUUGAUGAACAUGGUAAAGACCAAGGGGUGAAUGUGCGCCAGAAGGUAAAGGAGUUGGUGGCGUUUGUCCAGGAUGAUGAAAGGCUGAGGGAAGAGAGGAAGAAAGCAAAGAAAAACAAAGACAAAUAUGUUGGCGUGUCUUCCGACACUCGAGGAUACAGAGGUUACUCUUCAGACAAGUAUGACUUCAAUGAUAGCACUCGCAAGUGGGAUGACGACUGGGAGAACAAAGGGCAGUACGCUUUCAGCGAUAAACUGGGUGAGAUCAGCGACAAGAUUGGAAGCACCAUUGACGAUACCAUUAGCAAGUUUAGGAAGAAGGACAGAGAUGACUCACCAGACCGAUUUAGUGACAACGAGGAGGAUCGGGGCCGCUCAUCUCAAAACGGCAAGUCAGGCAAAGAGUUCAAAGAUGAAGAAGAGACAGUUACCACCAAAAGUGUACAAAUAGUCCAAGCAACAGAGACUACAGCUACCAGAAAGAGAGGUGGUGUCCCAUCUAAAAAAGUGGACUUGGGGGCAGCAGCCCAGUACACAGGAGACAAGAGCCCAAACACCACCACCACCACUAAACAGCCUCAGUCAGCAGCACCACAGCCUUCUAGUAGUGGACUAGUUGAUCUAUUGAUGGUUGACACAACACCUUCAAAGCCUGCUCCCACAGACUUUACCGGUGGAUUUGCUGACUUCUCUUCACCUGGUGCUUCUGCUGGUCUUACUGCAGGAUCUGUCGCACCGGUCUCCAGCAGCAAUGGAGAUUUUGGAGAGUGGAAUGCAUUCCCUGGUGGCCAGAUGCCAGCAUCUGCUCAGUCUGUUGACACCAGUGGAAAUGACCUUUUUGGUGCCAUGACUGCAAGUCCUGCCCCCGCCCCAGUUGCCGCUGCGGGCAACAAUGCGUCCUCAGCAGAUCUUUUUGACAUGAUGGGGCCAACUCAGACGUUCACCUCCUCUCAGAGCCUCAACUUCAGCAUGAACAGUACACAAAGCAUGAGCGCCACAGGCCUGCCUCAGUCUAGGUCACAGCCAAUCCACAACUUUGGGGCGCCUCUUCAACCGCAGACUGCUCAGCAGGGAGUCCUUUCUCAAGGUGUUGCAGCCAAAGAUUCCCUCCCCUCCACUUGGUCGGACCACUCUGUGAACAUCAGCCUUGACUUCCUGGGUCCAGGCAUGCAGGCGCCCAAGCCCAGUCAACCCACCCUCAACACACUCCAACAAGGCAACCAGGUGGGCAUUAACUUGCUCCCCCAAGGAUUUUCCACAAUGAGCCUUGGACCCUCUGGAGUCAGAUCGCCUGUGAAUCCCAUGAUGCACCCUGGUGCUGGCAUGAACAUGGGCAUGGUCUCCAACCCGGGCAUGAUGGGGAUGACGCCCAACAACGCAAUGAUGGGGAUGGCGAUGACUCCCAAUCAAGCCAUGAUGGGCAUGGGCAUGAACAUGGGGAUGCAGCAGGGGGGCAUGCCAGUGGUCAUGCCAGGUGCCAUGGGGAUGCAUCCAGGAAUGGUCCAACAGUCCAAACAUGACGCCUUUGCUGACUUUGGUAACUUUGGGAAGUGAUGGCGCUACAGAGCAGAGAAGAUAUCUGAGGGCUUGUUAGUGAAGGAUUAUGAGCUUCAAACAAAGAGUACUUGAAUCAUGUCAACACUCUGCAAUGUCCUUAUUUUUAACUAAUGAUGCUGUCAGUGAAAUGGAGCAAAGUGGACGCGUGGGUGGAGUUUGAACCAAUGAUAAGUGCCGUCAUCACACAGCUUUUUGUCAAUUGUGUGCCUUGCUGGUUAUGAAUGUCAGGAGAUUCGCUUUUACAACCUCAAUCAAAUGAAAUCACCAGAAUAGCAAAAAUGUUUAUGCAUCGGUUUUUGCGAUGCCUCCUCUAACUUUAUUGAGAAGUCAGCUAUUUUAACUUUAAUAUAUCAAGUGACCUAUUUUUUCUUCUGUCUUCCUUUUAGCCUGUAAAUACCUACGCCAUUUUAAGUUAUGGAGAUUAAACGGUUAUGAAGAAGAUUAACGGGGUGGUGACAAUGUGUAGAGUUAUGUCAUGCAAGAAAACUGUUCCAAAUUCAGACUUGGAGCACAUUGUUACCUUUUUCUUCCAUGUUGGGUACUUUGGAAGCCAGCUUUGUGUCUUUUUUAUCAAUCAUUGCAUUAUUUUUUUUGAGAUUUCCACUAACAGAUAUCAUCAAAUCUCUUUGGUACUAUGUGUAUAUAUAUAUAUGUAUGCCUAUAAAUGCAUAUAUGCAUAUGCAUAUAUAUAUAUAUAUAUAUAUAUAUAUAUAUAUAUAUAUAUAUAUAUAUAUACACACACACACAUUAUAUACUUCUAAAGAAAAGUAUAAUCAUUUAAAUGAGAUAAUCAGUGGUUGGAUGUUUUGUUUCCAAUUACAACCCGGAGUGCCUGGAAACCUUUGCCUUUAUCCCUUGAGUUAACGUCCUGAAUGGAGACAUGACCAUGCAGUGUUGACAGCAGACACUAUUAUGUACAAAUAUUUUUGUUUGUACUCGUGCCUCAAGCCAAGCUAACUCUGUACAGAAAACCAUUGUCAUAAUUAGUUCACGUAUGAAAUUUGAAUUUAUACGCUUCUUUUUGUUUUGGGUUGAUUGUAAUUCUGUUGGCGCAGACUGUUUCAAAUGUGUGCUUUAUAUAUAUAUAUAUAUAUAUAUAUAUAUAUAUAUAUAUAUAUAUAUAUAUAUAUAUAUAUAAAAAAUAUACACAUUUCAGAACAAUCCUGUUGACUUAGAACCGGUGCUGAUCUGAAAGCACUGAUCCUCAACUGGACCAAGUGCCUCCUGACCCAUGAAACUGUAAUAUCAAAUAAACCUUGGGUGCCAAUGAUAUAAAUAAUUCACUGGCCAGAGUACAAGGAAGUAAUCCUGCAGCCUCCGGGGGGCUCUGGAGGCCUUGCUCUACAUCGUAGCCUUUUAUCGCCGUCUGGAGCAUUACAAUGACCAAAAUUUGUUUUCUUUCAGUCGUUUUGUUGGAUUUUUUUUUUUUUUCUACUUUUGAUCUUCUCUCAAACAAAAAUGGGAUUGUUACUGAAACACUAGUAUAUGCAAAUAUUAUGAAAGAUAUCUUUGGAGAAAUUCUGCAUUAUUCCAGUUUUGAUUUACACAAAAAGAUUACCUAUCUACAACAUUAAACAGUUGAUUAAAAUGA